CAUCAGAUUCUAAUUCACAAAAUCAGUAGCAGAGAGAUGAAAGAAGCUGCAAAGCUCCCAGUCAUCGACCUCUCUUCCCCUGAUCACAACUCUACCGCCAAUUCAAUCCGUCAGGCAUGCGUAGAGUAUGGCUUCUUUUACCUUAUCAAUCAUGGAGUAGAGACAGACUUGAUCGCUAAAGCUUUUGAUGAGAGCUACAAAUUUUUCUCGCUCCCAUUGAAUGAGAAAAUGAAACUGUUGCGCAAAGAACACAGAGGCUACACGCCUCUGUUCGCUGAGAAUCUUGACGUGUCUUCUCUUAAUUCCAAAGGUGAUUCUAAAGAAAGCUUCUACAUUGGUCGUUUGGUUAAUGAUGACGUUAACCAGUGGCCUUCGAAAGAAAUUCUCCCUUCUUGGAGACUUAUAAUGGAGGCUUAUUAUAACAGCGUUAUAUCUUCUGGGAAAAGACUAAUCUCGUUGAUUGCUCUGGCUCUGAACUUGGAUGAAGAUUACUUUGACAAAGUAGGAGCUUUAUAUGAACCAGAAGGCUAUCUUCGUCUGUUACAUUAUCCAGGUGAACUUGGGUAUUCUGAGGAAGAAAUAUUUGGUGCUUCAGCACAUUCAGACUAUGGAAUGAUCACUCUUCUGGUGACUGAUGGUGUGCCAGGACUUCAGGUUUGUCGAGAAAAAUUCAGCGAAACACAAACCUGGGAAGAUGUGCUACAUAUGGAUGGGGCCUUCAUAGUUAACAUUGGGGACAUGAUGGAGAGGUGGACUAAUUGUCUUUUCCGGUCCACACUGCACAGAGUGAUGCCAACUGGACAAGAACGCUACUCUAUGGCAUUCUUCUUGGAUCCAAACCGAAAUUGCAUUGUGCAGUGUUUGGAAAGUUGUUGCAGUGAAUCAUGUCCGCAAAGAUUUCCUCCUAUCCGCAGCGGCGACUACCUGAAAGAACGGCUUAGGCUCACAUACGGCUCAUAGGGUAAAUAACUAAAUCCUGAGGCCCUGAGGUGUGAAACUGCUACAUGAUGAUAUGAACUGAAAUGAAUAUUAGUAGUUAUCUUGGCAUUCAUGAUUUGGGCACAGAUAUGGUGCAUGAUGCAUUUGUUUGCUGAAAGACCGAAUUAGGGUUCCAUUGAAGUGAUAGCACUUGCAGGUUCUUGAUGUUACAACGAAAGCUGCGUUAACAUUUAUUAUCAUCAUAUACUAUUUUUUUUAUUAUUCAGCAUUAACAUCUGUAAUUUAUUUGGUUAUGGAGGAUAAGCAAGUUAGUAUAUAAUUUAGGUUUCAAUA
Mercurialis annua (annual mercury) is the source of this 1272-nucleotide messenger RNA. RefSeq names its product 2-oxoglutarate-Fe(II) type oxidoreductase hxnY-like. The transcript is spliced from 11 exons. Lineage: Eukaryota; Viridiplantae; Streptophyta; Magnoliopsida; Malpighiales; Euphorbiaceae. The record is from RefSeq and is a predicted model, not a curated record. Bases 37 to 960 code for a protein of 307 amino acids.